Molecule: messenger RNA, 2936 nt
Organism: Siniperca chuatsi (mandarin fish)
Lineage: Eukaryota; Metazoa; Chordata; Actinopteri; Centrarchiformes; Sinipercidae
Gene: yipf5
Product: Yip1 domain family, member 5
Exons: 6
Coding region: 167-940 (257 amino acids)
Biological process (GO): endoplasmic reticulum to Golgi vesicle-mediated transport; vesicle fusion with Golgi apparatus; regulation of ER to Golgi vesicle-mediated transport
Cellular component (GO): membrane; trans-Golgi network
Source: RefSeq, a predicted model, not a curated record
UAUGGAUUGCGCCACAUUUUCUGCAAAGGGCAAUUUGAGAGUGUCCUUACCGGCUUCCCGUCGGGUACGUAUCAUCCCGGAAGAUAUACCUUUCUCCUGACACGUAGCAACCGCAACCAAGUUGGCAGGGCUGUGGGUAGAUUUGUCAAACAUCACAGAGUGAGAGAUGUCAGGGUUUGACAAUUUCAACACAGACUUUUACCAGUCCAGCUACAGUGUAGAUGACCAAAGCCAGGGCGGCUAUGAAUACAGCAAUGCUGAAAAUCCCUACAACAAGCCAUACGGUCAGUAUGACUACUCUCAGCCCAUGGACUACUCUUCCCCAGGGAUGAUGCAACCCCAGCAGCCAUACACAGGACAAAUCUUCCAGCCCACACAGACCUACACCCCAUCCGCAUCACAAUCCAUGUAUAGUAGCAGCUUCGAUGAUGAGCCGCCACUGCUAGAAGAAUUAGGAAUCAACUUUGACCACAUCUGGCAGAAGACUCUGACUGUGCUCCAUCCGCUGAAGGCAGCAGACGGUAGCAUCAUGAAUGAGACAGACCUGGCUGGCCCCAUGGUCUUCUGUUUGGCCUUCGGAGCGACACUUCUCCUGUCAGGUAAGAUCCAGUUUGGCUACGUGUACGGUAUAAGUGCAAUUGGCUGCCUUGGCAUGUACUGCCUUCUCAACCUAAUGAGUAUGACGGGCGUCUCCUUCGGCUGUGUGGCCAGUGUGCUGGGAUACUGCCUCCUCCCCAUGAUCAUCCUCUCCGGCUUUGGAGUCCUCUUGUCUUUACAGGGCAUGAUCGGAAUUAUACUAACAGCAGCAAUCAUUGGCUGGUGCAGUUUGUCAGCCUCAAAGAUCUUCAUCUCAGCGUUGGCCAUGGAUGGGCAGCAGCUGUUGGUUGCUUACCCCUGUGCACUCCUAUAUGGGGUCUUUGCACUCAUCUCUGUCUUCUAAAAAAAAAAAAAAAAAUCAUUGAGACACAGUUUAAAAUAACUGCCCACCAGUUUCUGUAAUUUCAGUGUAAUUUGUGUAAUUAUUGCCUAAUUACACUGUUAUUUCAGAAAAAUGGGAGCUCCUGUCUAAAAUGACACCAAGGGUUUUUUGUUUUGUUUUCCUUUUCCUUUAUAAGCCUCCACCUCUCACUACAUUCGUACUUGACCAUCUGCAGGCAGGAGUGUGUUGUCUCACUCAUGUCUUCUCUCCACCUCGGUCCCCUCAUACAUCUUAAAGGAGAUGACUGUCAAAUAAACCUAGUGAAAAGUAACUCUCCUCUGGACCAAGUUGAGCCUUUAACGGCCUAGUACAGUCCUAUGAUUUUUAAGGACAUGAAGGGGAAGGAAGCAAGCAACUAGUUCACACACGGAGGAGACGAGGUUCUCGAUUACCAAGAAGGAGCGACAACCAACCCUCAGCAUAGCCUGCAGCCCAAUUUGGAGCCAGUUGAAACGCCACGUAUCAUGAUUUUUGCAAAAGCUGUGAGCCAUUUGUGGCAAACACCAAUAGAUUCUACAGCUGCAAGUCUAAGGGAAACACCCACGUUCCUUCUGCACAAGACUACAGUAGCUCAUUCUACUUCUCUACCCAGAAAAGGCAGAGGAAAACGGGGGUCUGCUCCUCUAUAUGAUCUUUGAUGUAAAAACAGCAGCUCUGCAAUAUCUUUAUGUAUUGUUUUAUUAUAUUCUCUUGAAAUUCAUUUGAGUUUUGAUGCCUUUCAAGAAGACAAAAGUACAGUUUACACAAAAGCAUUGUUAUAAUUUUCAAAACCAAACAAAUUUGAUUAGAUAUUGAGAAUUAAUAGUCUGAGAGAUACUGUAUAUUUCUAGGUACAACUAGUCAACUUGCUUUGUAUGCUUUGAUGUGUCAUCUGUUCAUGUCUUCUCAUGCACAUUAAAGUUGUCUUUGAAGGUUAUCUGCCUUGUGAUAUUCAAAGGUACAUUGUAUGGUCAAGGAGAUAAUUGUAAAAAGAGAUUGAAACAUUUUAUUUGGCCUAUGGACCUCUAGCUGUCUGCUGUGUGGCAGAAGAAAGGCUUGUGUGCACUGGAUGAAGUGGGUGUAUGAUGCAUAAUAACAGUUUUCAACAGCCUGGGGAGAUUUUAUCACAGCUGGUUGGUUGAUCAAAGGAAAUAAUUUGCAUGCUUUGAUCGACACCAUUGUCCUUUUUAUUGAGUGCAGACAUUUGUCUGUGGACAUGUUUGCACCUCCAGCGCUAAAGCUUGUUCAGGUGAGGGCAACGUUAACCACACAUCACCCUAAGAACAUUUCCAAUUCUCAAGUCAUCAGCUGCAAGUACUCUUACAGGCUGUUCAGGAUGGGUUGGUUAUUGGCAUUUGGUUAUUUCUAAGCUUUCUGCUGAGCAAUUCGCGGCUAUGUCAUUACAUUUUUCUGUUAAACGUUUUUUUUUCAUUAAUUAGGGAGUAGUUAUUGACGUGUGCAUGUUUGUCAGUAAAAAUAUCACCUUCUUUACACCGUAGCACGCAAUACAGGACCUAUUCAUUCACAAGCUAAUGUAAAAAUACUGUAACUUGAUAACAAAUAAUGAUGUAAUUAUGAUACACCACUGUAUGACAUUUAUGCCAUUUUGAUUACUUUAGUGAUGCCAUUUGACCGUAGCAACAGGAUUAGCUGUUAAACAAAAGGGCUCCUUAAAUGGAUAACCCACUUAGGAGGAAUGAAUAAUUCAAAAAUGAAAAUGGAAUGCUAUUCCAACAAACUCAACAUCAAGGAGAUACUUUUUAGCAAACCUAAUAGGAGCAGUCUGCUCUCACAGGCCACUCUCUCAUAUGGCCAGUGUUUAAAUAUAUGCAUCUUGUUUAUGUAUAAUCUGUUUUGUAUAUCGAUUUAAAUAGGAGGUAAAAUCAACCUGUAUUUUAGUGUUAAUUACAUUAUUUUAUGUAUGAAAGUGUUCAGUGUCACACUUUCUCUCUAAAUAAAACAUUGCUUGUAUAUGUCA